Eleginops maclovinus (Patagonian blennie) is the source of this 1015-nucleotide messenger RNA. RefSeq names its product E3 ubiquitin-protein ligase RNF166. The coding region runs from base 185 to 910 and encodes 241 amino acids. The record is from RefSeq and is a predicted model, not a curated record. NCBI's taxonomy places the organism in Eukaryota, Metazoa, Chordata, Actinopteri, Perciformes, Eleginopidae. Gene Ontology annotation, molecular function: metal ion binding; ubiquitin protein ligase activity. Gene Ontology annotation, biological process: protein polyubiquitination; ubiquitin-dependent protein catabolic process. The transcript has 6 exons.
UCAUCUGCUCGCAAUGUUUACCUCGCGCUCGGCUGACCUCGUGCAGCAGGAUGGUGUGUUCUGAACACCAAUAACCAGACAGAAGAGCAUGUUUUCAGUACAUUUAUUGAAAGUGCUGCAUGGCUAAUGCAGCAACUCGCAGCCUCCAAGACAGCUUGUUCUCUCUGAGCUGAGCGCAGGCUCCAUGAUGGCGAUGUUCCGGAGCUUUGUCUCUUCGGGCUCCCAGCUCCGGCAGCAGCAGCCGGGCAGCGGCGCGGCGGCCCCGGCGGAGGGCAUCGAGAGCCAGUUCUCCUGUCCGAUCUGCCUGGAGGUGUACCAGAAGCCCGUCAGCAUCGCCAGCUGUGCUCACACGUUCUGUGGGGAGUGUCUGCAGCCCUGUCUCCAGGUGAGCUCCCCGCCCUGCCCUCUGUGCCGGGUGCCCUUUGACCCUCAGAAGGUGGAGCGCUCCUGCAGCGUGGAGAAGCAGCUUUCAUCACACAAAGCUCCCUGCAGGGGCUGCAGCAAGAAGGUGGCUCUGCUAAAGAUGAGGUCCCAUGUUGCUUCCUGUCCUAAAGUCCAGGAGCAGAUGGCUAACUGUCCUAAGUUUGUCCCUGUGGUCCCCACCUCCCAGCCCAUUCCAAGCAAUAUUCCAAAUCGGUCCACAUUUGUGUGUCCGUUCUGUGGGGCCAGACACCUGGACCAGCAGGAGCUGGUGAAGCACUGCAUGGACAACCACCGCAACGACCCCAACAAAGUGGUGUGUCCCGUGUGUUCAGCCAUGCCGUGGGGAGACCCCAGCUAUAAGAGCUCUAACUUCCUGCAGCAUCUCCUCCACAGACACAAGUUUUCUUACGACACCUUUGUUGACUACAGCAUCGAUGAAGAAGCAGCACUGCAGGCAGCUCUUGCACUGUCACUGGCCGAAAACUGACAACCAUCUCCACCAGCACCACCCUGUCAGCCCUGCCCCCCCCCCCCCCCCCCCACACACACACACACACACAGGGACUUCCUGCUGCACACUGAAGAAACUUCC